AUGGCUGUGGCCAUGACGAGCUUUUUAACCGGCUCCAUCACCGUCAUGAGUUCCUUCGCAGGUCGAGAUUUAGGCAUGACGAACGCGGAAAUCACAUGGAUGAAUGCUGCGACGUCUCUUACAGCAGGUUCUCUCCUCCUCUUCUUCGGCAGCAUAGCGGAUCUUUUCGGUCGCAAGUCCAUGUUCAUCGGCUCGCUAUUCUUCUUCUCCGUCUUCUGCCUCGGCGCCGGCUUCUCACAGUCUGGCAUGACUCUCGACAUACUUUGUGGCGUCCUAGGUAUCUUUUCCGCUUCCUCUGUGCCCCCGGCUCAAGGCAUGCUUGGCGCCAUCUAUGAGAGACCUAGUCGGAGGAAGAACAGAGCAUUUGGGUGUUUUAGUGCAGGAAACCCCAUGGGCUUUGUGUUUGGAACUAUUCUGUCUGGACUAUUCACCCAGGUCUUUAGCUGGAGGGCUGGUUUCUUCCUGUUAGCUAUAGUAUACUUUGUGACAAGUAUCGUUGCGGCUUUUACUGUACCAAGGGAUACGCAGCCGAAGCAGACGCUGGACAAGGAGACGUUGAAGAAGCUUGAUUUGCCGGGUACUGCGUUGACUAUCUUUGGGAUCGGCAUGUUUUGUGCGGCUUUGAGUUUGGGAGGCGAUGCGCCGAACGGGUGGAAGACGCCUUAUGUUCUUGUCCUACUGAUUCUAGGCAUCAUGCUAAUUGCGGCUUUCAUAGUGUGGGAGAUCAAGUACCCAUAUGCUAUGAUCGAUAUGAAGAUCUGGUACGACAGGGAUUUUUCUCUCCUCCUCGCAAUCCUCUCAUGCGGGUUUCUUGGGUUCCCGGUUCUAUCCUUCUGGAUCGCACUCUACUUCCAAACAGAGUUGAACUACAACGCACUUAUGACCGGCGUACACAUGCUACCCAUGGUCGUUGUAGGCCUCACCGCUAAUGCCGUCGCUGCCCUAAUCCAACACAAAGUUUCCAACAAACUGCUCGUAGGCAUCGGUGCCGCCGCACUAACCAUAUCCUUUACUCUGGCUGCUGUACAGAGGUACGGGGACUCAUAUUGGGCUUUCUCUUUCCCUGCGCUAUGUUUGUGUGUGAUCGGGGUGGACUUCCAGUUCAUCGUCGCUAAUAUGUACGUCCUCUCCUCGAUGCCUACCAACAAGCAGUCUAUCGCAGGUUCGCUCUUCCAGACUUUGACUCGUCUGUGUACAGCCAUCGCAUAUGGUAUCGCGACUGCCAUAUUUGACGCUGUGCAAAGAAAUCCUGCUACCUCUGGUUAUUAUGGCAACAAUACUGUCGAGCCAUUUGCAGCAGUGUUUUGGUUUGCGGCUGCUGUUUCUGUACCCGGUUUGCUUCUGGUGCCUUUCUUGAGAAUUGGUACCCAGGGUCACAAAGGGGAUACUGGACGGGUGAAAGUUGGUGGUGCAGAGAGGGGUUUGAGUGGGGACGAUGGACAUGUCGUUGCUGCAGUAAGUGAAAAGCAUGGGCAGAGUGAUGUAGAAGUGAGAGGGGGUGGGGUCUAA
Molecule: messenger RNA, 1509 nt
Organism: Alternaria alternata
Lineage: Eukaryota; Fungi; Ascomycota; Dothideomycetes; Pleosporales; Pleosporaceae
Product: major facilitator superfamily MFS-1
Exons: 4
Coding region: 1-1509 (502 amino acids)
Biological process (GO): transmembrane transport
Cellular component (GO): membrane
Molecular function (GO): transmembrane transporter activity
Source: RefSeq, a predicted model, not a curated record